AUGGAGGCCAACAGCAACAGGAGUAAACAGAACCAUAUCCAGACUCUGAGUGGAAAGAAAGAUAUCAGCACUGAUAAAAGCAAGGGCCCAGCAGAGGAGAAUUCCUCAGAGAGAGAAGACUGUAAUAAUGGCGAACCCCCCAGGAAGAUAAUACCAGAGAAGAAUUCACUUAGGCAGAUCUAUAACGGCUGUGCCAGGCUCUGCUUAAACCAAGAUAGAGUAUGUCUAGCAAGCACUGCUAUGAAGACUGAAAAUUGUGUGGCCAAAACAAAACUUGCCAAUGGCAUUUCCAGUAUGAUUGUGCCCAAGCAACAAAAGCUCUCAGUAAGCUAUGAGAAGGAAAAAGAACCAUGUGUCAAAUAUUUUGAGCAGCGGUCAGAGUCUGAUCAAGUGGAAUUUGUGGAACAUCUUAUAUCCCAAAUGUGUCAUUACCAACAUGGGCACAUAAACUCGUAUCUUAAACCUAUGUUGCAGAGGGAUUUCAUAACUGCUCUGCCAGCUCGGGGUUUGGAUCACAUUGCUGAGAACAUUCUGUCAUACUUGGAUGCCAAAUCACUAUGUGCAGCUGAACUUGUAUGUAAGGAAUGGUACCGAGUGACAUCUGAUGGCAUGUUACGGAAGAAGCUCAUCGAGAGAAUGGUCAGGACAGAUUCUCUGUGGCGAGGACUGGCGGAACAAAGAGGGUGGGGACAGUAUUUAUUCAAAAACAAUCCUCCUGAUGGGAAUGCUCUUCCCAAUUCUUUUUCUAGAGCACUUUAUCCUAAAAUUAUACAAGACAUUGAGACAAUAGAAUUUAAUUGGAGAUGUGGAAGACAUUUACGGAGAAUCCACUGCCAAAGUGAAACAAGCAAUGGGGUUUGCUGUUUGCAGUAUGAUGAUCAAAAGAUAGUCAGCGGCCUUCUAGUCAAGAUCUGGGAUAAAAGCACGUUGGAACGCAAGCAAAUUCUAGGCCACACGGGUUCUGUCCUGUGUCUCCCAUAUGAUGUGAGGGUGAUCAUAACUGUAUCAUCAGAUUCCACAGUCAGAGAAUGGGAUGUAAAUACAGGUGAGAUGCUAAACACGCUGACUCACCAUUGUGAAGCAGUUCUGCAUUCGCAUUUCAAUAAUGGCAUGAUGGUGAUGUGCUCCAAAGACCGUUCCACUGCUGUAUGGGAUAUGGCCUCCCCAACUGACAUCACCCUCUGGAGGGUGCUAGUUGGACACCGAGCUGCUGUCAAUGUUGUAGAUUUUGAUGACAAGUACAUCGUUUCUGCAUCUGGAGAUAGGACUAUAAAGGUAUGGAACACAAGCACUUGUGAAUUUGUGAGGACCUUAAAUGGACACCAACGCGGCCUUGCCUAUUGGCAGUACCAAGACAGACUGGUUGUGAGUGGCUCAUGUGACAACACUAUUAGAUUAUGGGACAUAGAAUGUGGUGCAUGUUUACGAGUUUUAGAAAACCAUGAGGAACUGGUGCGCUAUAUUAGAUUCAAUAACAAGAGAAUAGUCAGUGGGGCCUAUGAUGGAGAAUUUAAAGUGUGGGAUCUUGUAGCUACUCUGGACCCAUCUCCUGCAGGGACACUCUGUCUACGGACCCUUGUGGAGCAUUCUAGGAGAGUUUUCCGACUCCAGUUUGAUGAAUUCCAGAUUGUCAGUAGUUCACAUGAUGACACAAUCCUCAUCUGGGACUUCCUAAACAAUCCAGCUGCCCAAGCUGAACCCCUGUGCUCCCCUUCUCAAACAUACACCUAUAUCUCCAGAUAAAUAAUCAUACAGUAACCUCAUAUUUGCCCAGGACUCAUUAAAGUUGCGGUAUUUGACAUAUCUGCCAAUACCAGGAUGAGCAACAACAGUAACUAUCAAACUACUACCCACUUCCCCAGACUAGCCGAGGAGUGGGGCUCUGAGA
Messenger RNA from Mustela lutreola (European mink), 1888 nucleotides. RefSeq names its product F-box/WD repeat-containing protein 1A-like. NCBI's taxonomy places the organism in Eukaryota, Metazoa, Chordata, Mammalia, Carnivora, Mustelidae. The record is from RefSeq and is a predicted model, not a curated record. Gene Ontology annotation, molecular function: protein dimerization activity.